This is a messenger RNA of Diprion similis, 2709 nucleotides long. It is a transcript of the gene Mlf, whose product is annotated as myeloid leukemia factor. Gene Ontology annotation, biological process: regulation of DNA-templated transcription. The record is from RefSeq and is a predicted model, not a curated record. The transcript has 6 exons. Gene Ontology annotation, cellular component: cytoplasm; nucleus. NCBI's taxonomy places the organism in Eukaryota, Metazoa, Arthropoda, Insecta, Hymenoptera, Diprionidae. Bases 270 to 1232 code for a protein of 320 amino acids.
GAAGUGGUAAUUAGCAUUUCCGGUCAGCUUGCCAUUGUAUUUCUGAUCAUCUUAUGUGAUCUUGUGUAUUGCGACCAGUCGCGGACUUUUGGUAUAGGCAACUCUUCACUUGCCCUAGAAAGAUCGACGACAGCACCCGAGAAAAUAGCAUCUGACUUCACUACGGAGUUAUCUUUUCCAUACGAUCGAAUAUCGCGUUAGUUUUGAGGGAGUGAAAAAUCAUCGCAAAGACAAACCCGAGACUUAAUUUCAUCUGAAUUUUCACGCGCAUGUUACCCACUAUGUCCCUUUUUGGAUCCCUGAUGGGCGAUUUUGAAGAGGACCCCAUCAUCGGGACUCACAUGCGAUCUAUGAGACAUAUGAACAACAUGAUGAACUCGCUCUUUAGCGAUCCCUUCGGUAUGAUGGGUGGACCCGCUGCACUUACUGGGUCUAAUCAUCACCGGGGAAAUUCUCGUCAUAACGAAAUGCAAAUGAUGCCAUUUGGCUUUCCCCCGAUGCCUGCUUUCAACAUGAAUCGUGUUUUUGCAGAUUAUGGAAACAUGGGUCCAAAUAACGGAAAUUGUCACUCUUUCAUGAGUAGCUCUGUCAUGACUAUGACCAGUGGUCCGGAUGGCAGACCACAGGUGUAUCAAGCAUCAUCUUCGACAAGAACUGCACCUGGAGGGGUUAAAGAGACAAAGAAAACUGUAUGUGACUCGCGUACAGGUACAAAAAAGAUGGCAAUUGGUCAUCAUAUUGGAGAAAGAGCUCACAUCUACGAACGAGAGCAGAAUGUUCAUAACGGUGAUGAAGAAGAACGUCAGGAAUUUAUAAAUCUUGAAGAAGAGGAAGCCGAAGAUUUCAACCAGGAGUGGGAAACUCGUACUAAGCAUGCCGUUGGCGCAGUGGAUCACCACACUCAUGGACCUGCUGGCUAUGCGGUGUCUCGGCACAGGAACCGUCAUGAACAUACUCCUCUGGCUUUGCCGGCGCCCACAGCAAGCCGACUAUCUAGUCGCUCCAGGUGGGCACCUUCUCCAAGGCGAGGUUUGAGAACCUCAUAUUCUCCAAAGCCCAGCAGUUUAUUAUCCACAUCACGCACCAGUAGAUCAGAAACUACAUCAACAGAAACUAAAGUGACGCAGCCUCCGUCAACCUCACCUGCUGGUUUAGGAAGUCGCAAGCGUGAUCAUAGUCCAGAGAAAGAGAGUAGUCAUAAGCGACACUCCAAUCCAGAUUCCACUGCUUGAAGACACCUUAGACAGGCGAAAUGCCAGAGCUCAUUUCAUUUUCAUGGUAAAAUCUCGGUAUGAUUCAUUAUCAUUCCUACUAAAAGUUAUUAUCACUACACCAAAAUGAAUUAAGGAUCCCUCAAUCGGUUCGAACAAAGAUCUCUAUUUCGAACGUUUGAAUACUGCUAAGUUUUAAUUACAUUUAAGCUUCUCAGACUACAAUUUACUAUUAGAGACUAUUACAGAUUUACAAUUUACUACAUUUUAAAGUGUAGACUAGUGAAAUAUAUUAUGUGUCGAGUUUCAGCUUAUAAUAUCACAUAUUAAUAUUUACACAUAUAUCAUACAUCGAUUUUGGCAUGUUUGAUUUCACAAUACAAACGGAAAUUUUCCUUGGUAUGAAGCUUAGUUAUAAAGUACCGAGAUUUCACUGUACCAUCAUUAGCUAUGAGACUGUCCCAUUUAUGUCGACGAUCUAGAUGUUAUAUUUAAAAUAAUCAUGGAUUCAAGGCUUGCAAAACAGAGUUAAGUAGUAUUUAUACCUAUACAUACACAUAUAUAUAUAUGUGUAUAUAUACAUAUACAAUUACACAUCUGCGAUAUUAUCAGACGCAACAAUGUUGUGCUGCUAUUGCUCGUCAAGCAUCUAAUAUUUUUUGAGCCGCAGCCCAAACUCAAGCGUUCGAGGUUGUAGAAGUGAAUCUUUACUAAAGUACAAGGUAGUUCGUUAAUUUUCUAUGUAAGAUUAAAUAUAUUUGUGUGGAUGUGGGACAUUUGAUUGCGAUACAAGCGCAAUAAUUUUCAUUUCCGUUUUCGGAGUAGUUUUAGUUCAAAAAUCGCAGCAAUGAUUUUUUUUUUUUUUUUUCAUAUUAAUAGACCUUAAUCUAACGAAGCUGCUCGUUCUCGUGGAGAGAUUUUAUUCCACCAAUCGUUUUCAUUUUUCAACCUUCUUUUUCCGUAUGGACAUUAUUUCUCCAUUGUUUCUUUUUUUUUAUAAUAUGAUGCCUCCGAUAUCCGGGGCAGAAAAAUUUGCGAUACAAAAAUAUUGCCCUGUGACGAAACCUCACCGUAAAUCAACUAUGUGUGCUACAAUUUAAAUCCGACAGUUGUAUCCGAAUUAUAACUGAACGCCAAACACGGUUAUUAUGAACACGUGUGCGAAAACUGCUUAAAUGAAUAUAGAGGAACUGUAGUUUAGAUGAUUCAAAUAAAUAAUUGAGGUAUACCGUAGAUUGUAAUAUAAUAAAUAUUAUUGAUUUCUUAGAAUUCAUAGGACGAUAAGAGGACAGUUUACAGUUGUACGGAAUUUAAGGAUAUAUUUUGGGACAGGAUCUUAAUGACAAAAUAAUGACAUCUCACUUGUUAGAGUGCUUUAAUUCCAUGAUUUAUUUGAAACUGAACCAAGCAGAGAAAUCUGUCGUUACAAUUUAUAGUGUACUGAUAAAAGUAAAAUUGUAAAGUGUGGUAUAAAAUAAAUAUAUAUUGUAUCCCAUCA